UUUCGCAACAGUACUCUCGGCUCCCGCUCAAACCCAUCCCGUCCUUCCUCAUAGAUCCCUCUUCCUCUGAAAAAAUGCCACUCCCCGUCUCGCUCUCCAUCUGCAGCAUUUCUCAUUCUUGAAGCCUUUUGCUCUCCCUAUGGCGCUUUCUCUUCCUCUCCACGGUGUCUCGGUCGGAGAUUCUCUCCUCGUCUACUGUUAUGCUGACCGGAAAUGGUACUCCUGUGAGAUUAUCGAGGUCAGUGGCGAUCACGACUGCGAGAUCCUCUACGAAGAUGGUGAGCGCGAUCGGAUUUCGCUUGAUCAGAUCAAGUUCAUUGUGCGGCGGAACUGGACGGGUUCUAUCCGGGAGAGGAAGAAACGGGGUGACGAUUCACUCCAGACGAUCAAGAACAUUCUCUUCGACAUGGAGAACACAGUUAUGCGACGGUCCAGCAGACUCCAGAAGAAAGGAUUAACUAAAUGCAUACCAAUUCCAUGCUCAAAUCAAAGGGAAGGCCUUUCAGAAGCUCCAUGUUUGAGUAUUCAGUCUCCCUUGUGCUCAGAUGAGAUCAGAAGUUACGACGAAUUGAGUUCUGAUUCCCUGUCUGUUUCUGCAUCCAGCCAACCACAUGAUGAUUUUGAUAGGAAAUACUCUGCUGACCGUCCUCUUGUGCGUGCAAGACACAGAGCUACUAUUCCUAAGAAAAGAAAACAAAGCCUCGUUCACCAUUUGAAGGUGUCUCGGGCCAAAAGGAGCAGAAGAUCUUGCCUUCCACAUCAAAUUGAAUAUUCAAAUGGGAUUGCAGGGGAUGGUGGGGAGAAUCAGAAAGUUGGCCUUUAUGGGUUGUCUGGCAGGAUGCUCUGUUCUAUUUGUCAGAUAGGAGUAGCUGAAAAUUUUAUGCUCAGAUGUGUGGGGAUUGGUUGUUUUUGUGCUUUCCACACAUUUUGUCUUUAUCCUCCUUUACAACGAGUUCCUAAGAUGGAUUGGCUUUGCCCUUAUUGCAAGGAUGACCCAUUGUUUACGGGCAUGAUGACUGAAGACAGGAAGCUGACACCAAAGAAAAUUGGGAGUAUUAUUGGUCGAAGAAGGAUUGUUAUCAACCGAAAGAAAAAUGUCUUACAAGAUCAAUUCCUAAUAAAAUGGGAAUUGUUCUCUCAUCAUCAUGAUUCGUGGGUUCCCAUGGAAUGGGUCAAACUAAUUGAUCGUGUUCGAAUGCAUAGAUUUCAAGACAAAAAUCCGGUUGUGGGCGAUGGUUUUACUGUAAUUGAUCCCAGAAAGGCAGAGUGGUUUAAAAUAGACCGUGUCAUUGCAUGCAGGAGGAAGUUUAAUGCUCAUAAUGUUUGUGAAAUUCUGAACUUAUCGCAGGCGAGCCAAGAUAGCAGGGAAUUUGAAUUUCUUGUGAAAUGGAUGGGUCUUGAUUAUAGUGAUGUGACAUGGGAAUCAUCUUGCAUGGAAGAACUGUUGACUGAAAUCGGUAAACUUGUCCAUAGGCACCAAAGAGCCAUUGAAAGAAGUGAUAAUUAUUGUUGGGAGUCUCAUGUCCCACAGUUAGAUGUGCAGCCAAGCUAUUUGAAGGGUGGCAUCCUAUUUGACUAUCAAAUGAGAGGACUCAAUUGGAUAUUGAACAAUUUUAUAUCCAGGCGAAAUGUUAUCCUUGCAGAUGAAAUGGGACUUGGAAAAACAGUCCAAGUUGUUUCCUUUGUCCAUUGCAUGAUGCAAGAGAAGCUUACUGGCAACCCUGUCCUCAUAGUUGCUCCUAAAAAUAUCCUUUUUCAUUGGGGGAAGGAAUUUUGCCACUGGGCAGAAGAGCUUAAUGUUGUUAUUUACCAAGGGGAGAGAGCUUCACGGCGGUGUAUCCAGGACUAUGAGUUUUUUGCGUCUGGAAAGGUCUUAUUUGAUGUUUUGAUAACAAACUAUGAACUGAUUCUUUCAGAUAACCAUGUUCUGCGGAAGUUUAAGUGGUCUGCUAUUAUUAUUGAUGAGGCUCACAAGUUAAAAAAUCUCGACUGCAAGCUAGGACGCUGCCUUAAGCAAUACACCACAGACUUUCGAUUGUUACUGACUGGAACACCACUUCAAAAUACGUUGCUCGAGCUAUUUGCAUUACUUCAUUUCCUUGAUCCGGAAGAAUUCUUUGAUCCAAGGGCUAAAGCGGAGUCUUUUUCCAAUAUUGGAAUGGGUCUAGCAGAUGGAAAAGCGUUAGAUUAUGACACAAAAAUAUCUCAAAUUCAUGAGUUAUUAAGGCCUAGGAUGUUGAGACGGAUGAAGUUAGAUGUUUUGCCUCGGUUGAUUCCCGCCAAAAAGUGGGUCGAAGUUCCUUGUGCCCUUACAAACAUCCAAAGGGUGCUCUACAUAAAUCUAUUGACAAAAAACUAUGAAGAGUUGAAUAAAGGAAUUCAUAGCGGAAGAAAGAUAACAUUGAACUUCCUUCUUAUGGAAUUGAGGAAGUGUUGUAAUCACCCAUAUCUUUUUCCUGGCCAGGAGUUGGGUGAAGUUCCCGUGUCAUUAGUUGCAUCAUCAGGGAAGCUUCAGCUUUUACAAAAGUUGCUUCCUAAAUUAAAAGAGAGAGGAAAUCGGGUAUUGCUUUUCUCACAAAUGACCAAGAUGCUUGAUAUUCUGGAAGACUUCUUGUUGUUCCUUGGGCUAGCAUAUUUUAGGAUUGAUGGAAAUACCUCCAUGUCUGCAAGGCAGCAACAAAUGAAGGAGUUCAAUAGUCCAGAAAGCACGGUCUUUAUAUUUCUUAUUUCAACCCGUGCAGGUGGCCUGGGGAUUGAUCUGCCAAGUGCCGAUAGAGUCAUCAUAUACGAUCCUGAUUUCAACCCAUUUAUGGAUUUACAAGCCCAGUCAAGGGCCCACAGGAUUGGACAGACCCGGCCUGUGGUGGUCUAUCAACUGAUCACCAAAUGUUCUGUUGAGGAGAAAAUACUGCAAAAAUCAAAGAAGAAGCUGGCAGUUGAGAAUAUGGUGAUGAAUCCUACGAAGAAGCUAAAAGUGGACGAGCUGCAGUCAGUGCUGCUUCAUGGAGCCAGGAAGAUUCUCAGUAAGAAAUUCACACAUGCCACAUCAAUCCAUUACGACGACAAAGCCAUUGAGACUCUCCUUGAGCUGGACCCGGCACCAGCUGACAAAUGUACUCCAGAAGAAAACGACUAUCUCGGUGCUAUAGAAAGUUUUGUUGCAGGCUCUGAGAACAAGGAGCUGCCCCCAUCUCCCAAGGCACAAGAAUGGCAAGAAAUUUUUGGGCCCAUCAAAGAUUUGGGAAAGAGUGAAAAGCUCGGUAGGGGCAAGCGUCAGAGGAAGGAUGUGAAGUAUGUAUAUGAUGAUGGAUCUGAUUCUGACAGCGAUGAUAUAUACUCAUCAGACAGCACCUCGGUUGAAACUUCUUCAGACAGUUCUUCUGGAUAUGAAUCAGAAGACCUCCAUGAAGACAUCUGACCGCUAUUAGAAAGGUUAAGCAUGCUUAUUUUGUAAUUUUGUCAAUAUCGAUCUGUAUCGUUUUGAUCAUUUUGGUAAACGUACAUCUCCCACCCCACAUCAAUGUACAAAGCAAAAGAUUAUAGGAGAAACAUAUGUAGUAAACCCUAUAGAAGGAAUUCCAGGACUGUAACUAAAUUGGUCUUUCUAUUCAGUUUCUACCUACAUUUGAAGACUAGAAAUGUAAUAUUGAUGGAAGAUGACUAUGACGAGAUUUUAUGGAAAAAAUGUUUACGGAGAA
Messenger RNA from Magnolia sinica, 3698 nucleotides. Its product is annotated as CHD3-type chromatin-remodeling factor PICKLE-like. Gene Ontology annotation, cellular component: chromatin; nucleus. Gene Ontology annotation, biological process: negative regulation of transcription by RNA polymerase II; chromatin remodeling. The record is from RefSeq and is a predicted model, not a curated record. The transcript has 18 exons. Lineage: Eukaryota; Viridiplantae; Streptophyta; Magnoliopsida; Magnoliales; Magnoliaceae. Gene Ontology annotation, molecular function: histone binding; ATP hydrolysis activity; chromatin binding. Bases 140 to 3418 code for a protein of 1092 amino acids.